This is a messenger RNA of Colletotrichum orchidophilum, 204 nucleotides long. RefSeq lists its product as uncharacterized. The coding region runs from base 1 to 204 and encodes 67 amino acids. NCBI's taxonomy places the organism in Eukaryota, Fungi, Ascomycota, Sordariomycetes, Glomerellales, Glomerellaceae. The transcript has a single exon. The record is from RefSeq and is a predicted model, not a curated record.
AUGCCAGAUCAGAUGGGUCUGUCGGCAAUGGCGCAGCUACCGGGGCGGAAAUCGAGCAAGGUGUCGUCGGGGGGUGGCAUCACGCGCGUGACUGGACGAGAGCGGACGCAGCCGAAAGAUGGUGUCAUGCCUAUUCGGGCUAUGAGGUUAUCUGACUUUCCUCUCCAUAGCAGGGGGUUCGUCAGAAGAGGAUGGAGAAGAUAG